AUGAGAGGAACCCUAAUCUUCGCGGGCAGCUCGUGCCCGGAUCUCACAGACAAGAUAUGCGAGAAUCUGGGCAUGGCACGGGCUGAUGCCGAGCUGACUCAAUUCUCCAAUGGCGAGACGAGCGUCCGCAUCCUCACCAGCGUCCGCGAAAAGGACGUCUUCGUCGUGCAAUCCGGCAGUCCCAAGAUCAACGAUACAAUCAUGGAGCUUCUCAUUAUGAUUUCGGCCUGCAAAGGCGGUUCUGCAAACAAGAUUACCGCUGUGUUGCCAUAUUUCCCUUACAGUCGCCAGUCCAAGAAGAAGUCUCAUAGGGGAGCCAUAACGGCGAGGAUGCUGGCCAAUCUUCUUGCAGUCGCGGGCGUCAAACAUGUCAUCACGGUCGAUCUCCACGCUUCCCAGAUGCAGGGCUUCUUCAAAUGCCCCGUUGACAACCUCCACGCAGAACCCCUGAUUGCCCGCUGGAUCCGACGCAACGUGCCCAGGUGGCAGGAGGCCGUGGUGGUGUCCAAGAAUGCGGGCGGCACCAAGAGGGUUACCUCGCUUGCCGAUGCACUCAAGCUCAAUUUUGGCAUGGUCACGACGGACAAGAGGAGAGGGGGCACCAGCAUGGCGGGCAGCAUGAUUGCGUAUCCCCUCGACGGAAUUGAACGACAGCCGGUGAUCGACCCACUCAGUAACCAGGUGCGUAACAAUUCGUCGGAGCCUGAGACUGGAACCCCUACUACAGACUCGCGUUCGGGCGCGGAUGCUCAAGGGUCGCCACAGCGUGUCAAUGGCACGCACUCGCGCACUGCGAACCAGCCCAAAUUCCCUCCCCAACGGUCACAGACCACCUUGUCUCAGUCAUCUGUUAUAGAUGAACAAGACGAAGAGGCAGACACGGACGGGCUAGAGUACAAUGACCAGCGAGCGCACGAAGUCACACAUGGACGGUUGGUACAGGGGCACAUCGUCCCCGAUGAUUUUCCUUCCCCGAGCAUAUCAGCCGCGGAUACCAGUAUCCCAGAUGAGGAUCCAAUGGCCAUGUCGCAUGCCUCGUCCUUCUUUGCCCCUCAGCCCCAUGCUCUAGGUGGGUCAGGGGACGCCGGCGCCAGCUCGGAUGAGGAGGACGACAUUCUUAAAGACCCCAAGGUCGAACGUAUGAUCACGCUAGUCGGCGACGUCAAGGGACGGACAGUCUUUAUUGUCGACGACAUGAUUGACAAGCCGGGAUCGUGGAUAGCAGCGGCCGAGACGGUCGUCAAGCGCGGCCGUGCUGACAAAGUCUACUGCAUUGCCACGCACGGCGUCUUUGGCGGAGACUGUCUGGAGCAGAUGCAAGCGUGCGACUGCAUUGAUACCAUCGUUGUGACCAACAGCUAUCCCAUCCCGGAGGAUAAGGUACGCAACGCUAGCAAGCUGGUGAUUCUCAACCUGUCGUUCCUCUUGGCCGAGGCGAUACGGCGGAACCACUAUGGCGAGUCCAUGUCGCCGCUGUUCCAGCACGUCAUGGAUUAA
This is a messenger RNA of Canariomyces notabilis, 1497 nucleotides long. Its product is annotated as phosphoribosyl pyrophosphokinase. The transcript has 2 exons. Gene Ontology annotation, biological process: ribonucleoside monophosphate biosynthetic process; 5-phosphoribose 1-diphosphate biosynthetic process; purine nucleotide biosynthetic process. Gene Ontology annotation, cellular component: ribose phosphate diphosphokinase complex; cytoplasm. Bases 1 to 1497 code for a protein of 498 amino acids. The record is from RefSeq and is a predicted model, not a curated record. Gene Ontology annotation, molecular function: ribose phosphate diphosphokinase activity; magnesium ion binding. Lineage: Eukaryota; Fungi; Ascomycota; Sordariomycetes; Sordariales; Chaetomiaceae.